CAGGUCACCAUGAAUUUUGAUGUUAUAAAGGGCAAGCCAGUUCGCAUCAUGUGGUCUCAGCGUGAUCCAUCACUUCGCAAAAGUGGAGUAGGCAACAUAUUCAUUAAAAAUUUGGACAAAUCCAUUGACAAUAAAGCAUUGUAUGAUACAUUUUCUGCAUUUGGUAACAUCCUUUCAUGUAAGGUGGUCUGUGAUGAAAAUGGCUCCAAAGGCUAUGGGUUUGUGCAUUUUGAAACACAGGAAGCAGCUGAAAGAGCUAUUGAGAAAAUGAAUGGGAUGCUUCUAAAUGACCGUAAAGUGUUUGUUGGACGAUUUAAAUCACGGAAGGAACGAGAAGCAGAACUUGGAGCGAGGGCAAAGGAGUUCACCAACGUUUACAUCAAGAACUUUGGGGAAGACAUGGAUGAUGAGCGCCUCAAGGAUCUCUUUGGCAAGUUGACUGAUGAAAGCGGAAAGUCCAAAGGGUUUGGAUUUGUCAGCUUUGAAAGACAUGAAGAUGCACAGAAAGCUGUGGAUGAGAUGAAUGGAAAGGAGCUCAAUGGAAAUCAGAUUUAUGUUGGUCGAGCUCAGAAAAAAGUGGAGCGGCAGACGGAACUUAAGCGCAAAUUUGAGCAGAUGAAGCAAGACAGGAUCACCAGAUACCAGGGUGUUAACCUUUAUGUGAAAAACCUUGAUGAUGGUAUUGAUGAUGAGCGUCUCUGGAAAGAGUUCUCUCCGUUUGGUACCAUCACCAGUGCAAAGGUUAUGAUGGAGGGUGGUCGCAGCAAAGGGUUUGGUUUUGUAUGUUUCUCUUCCCCUGAAGAAGCCACUAAAGCAGUUACGGAAAUGAAUGGCAGAAUUGUGACCACGAAGCCACUGUAUGUAGCUUUAGCUCAGCGCAAAGAAGAGCGCCAGGCUCACCUCACUAACCAGUACAUGCAGAGAAUGGCAAGUGUGAGAGCUGUGCCCAACCCCGUGAUGAACCCCUACCAGACAGCACCUCCUUCAGGUUACUUCAUGGCAGCUAUCCCACAGACUCAGAACCGUGCUGCAUACUAUCCUCCUAGCCAAAUUGCUCAACUAAGACCAAGUCCUCGCUGGACUGCUCAGGGUGCCAGACCUCAUCCAUUCCAGAACAUGCCCGGUGCUAUCCGCCCAGCUGCUCCUAGACCACCAUUUAGUACUAUGAGACCAGCUUCCUCACAGGUUCCACGAGUCAUGUCAACACAGCGUGUUGCUAACACUUCAACACAGACCAUGGGUCCACGUCCUGCAGCUGCUGCUGCUGCAGCCACUCCUGCUGUCCGCACCGUUCCCCAGUAUAAAUACGCUGCGGGAGUCCGCAAUCCCCAGCAACAUCUUAAUGCACAGCCACAAGUUACCAUGCAACAGCCUGCUGUUCAUGUGCAAGGUCAAGAACCUCUAACUGCUUCCAUGUUGGCAUCUGCCCCCCCUCAAGAGCAAAAGCAAAUGUUGGGUGAACGGCUGUUUCCUCUUAUUCAAGCCAUGCACCCUACUCUUGCUGGUAAAAUCACUGGCAUGCUUUUGGAGAUUGAUAACUCGGAAUUACUUCACAUGCUUGAGUCUCCAGAGUCUCUCCGCUCAAAGGUUGAUGAAGCUGUGGCUGUACUACAAGCCCACCAAGCAAAAGAGGCUGCCCAGAAGGCAGUGAACAGUGCCACCGGUGUCCCAGCCGUUUGAAUUGAUCAGGGACCACGAAAAGACACUCGUGCUUCACUGAAGAAAAAAUAUCUAAACAUCAAAAAAUUUAAAUAUUAUGAAAAAACAUUGCAAAAUAUAAAAUAAAUAAAAAAAAGGAAAGGAAACUUUGAACCUUAUGUACCGAGCAAAUGCCAGGUCUAGCAAACAGUGCUAGUCCUAGAUUACUUGAUUUAAAACAACAAAAAAUACAAAAAAAUAGUAAAAUAUAAAAACAAAUUAAUGUUUUAUAGACCCUGGGAAAAGAAUUUUCAGCAAAGUACAAAAA
Arvicola amphibius (Eurasian water vole) is the source of this 1966-nucleotide messenger RNA. RefSeq names its product polyadenylate-binding protein 1-like. Gene Ontology annotation, molecular function: poly(A) binding; poly(U) RNA binding; mRNA 3'-UTR binding. Gene Ontology annotation, cellular component: nucleus; cytosol; cytoplasmic stress granule. Lineage: Eukaryota; Metazoa; Chordata; Mammalia; Rodentia; Cricetidae. The record is from RefSeq and is a predicted model, not a curated record.